AUGCAGCCCACUACCCCAAAGAUCAUUUGGGAUGAAUAUGAUGACGAGGACUAUAAUCCCAUUUGGGAUGAAGAACUUGUCAAAGAGAAUGAAGAAGUGUUUGAAGACGCAGAGGAUAACCCGUUUUGGGUUACAGAGAUGAAAGAAGAAGAGCAAGACGAGAAGACCCACGAGGAAGUCGUCACAACCUCCGCUGGAGACCUAUCUUCGUUAACGGUACCUUGUACCAAACGUGUUGAGUUUGUUGAGUUUUUGCAGGUCCCGUAUAAAGGGAGGAUUGAGAAGAGUCGUGACUCGAAAUGGUCCAUUCAGCCCGGCGACCUAGUAUGGGUUCACAUUCAUAAGGCGCGUUUAUUUAAUAAACCCAAGUCAAAGCUACAACCCCGAGACGAUGGCCCGUUUGAAGUGUUGACAAAG
This is a messenger RNA of Cuscuta campestris, 417 nucleotides long. The record is from the annotation of a GenBank genome assembly. Lineage: Eukaryota; Viridiplantae; Streptophyta; Magnoliopsida; Solanales; Convolvulaceae.